AUGGCUCGAGCAAUAUGGUUCGCGAGUUUGGGCAUUAGAGGCCAAGGUAAUUCAUCAGUAUGUUUCAGAGAUUGGGUAACUAAGCUUGUUCAUGAUUCCUCCAAGUUGACUUUUGACUUGGUGUUGACAACUGUAUGGAACCUUUGGAGAGCUCACAAUGAUCUUUUGUGGAAAGGUACAAUCACUCACUUGCGUGAUGUGGCUUUGAGAGCCGAGGAAUGGAUGCUUGCUUUUAGGCACUAUCACUCUCCCAGCAAAAUGGUAUCGAUACAUACCAUACAAAAGUGGUCUCCUCCUGACAUAGGUUUCUUGAAGUGUAACUUCAAUGGUGCUUGGGAUGAGAGAUUGAGGAAAGGUGGUGUUGGGGUGAUUAUUCGCAACUGUAGUGGUGAAUUUUUUGCGGGUCUUGCGGCUGUGGAGGAAGAUGUCGGUUCGGCUCUACAAGUAGAGCUCUUGGCAGCUCGGCGAGCCUUGCAAUUUGCUCAUGAAAUAGUUUCAUGCAGCUCAGGGAUCAUUUUCGAAGGGAUUUCAGCUUGA
Molecule: messenger RNA, 537 nt
Organism: Pyrus x bretschneideri (Chinese white pear)
Lineage: Eukaryota; Viridiplantae; Streptophyta; Magnoliopsida; Rosales; Rosaceae
Exons: 1
Coding region: 1-537 (178 amino acids)
Molecular function (GO): nucleic acid binding; RNA-DNA hybrid ribonuclease activity
Source: RefSeq, a predicted model, not a curated record